Messenger RNA from Micropterus salmoides (largemouth bass), 2045 nucleotides. RefSeq lists its product as uncharacterized. The coding region runs from base 153 to 803 and encodes 216 amino acids. The transcript is spliced from 6 exons. Lineage: Eukaryota; Metazoa; Chordata; Actinopteri; Centrarchiformes; Centrarchidae. Gene Ontology annotation, cellular component: external side of plasma membrane. The record is from RefSeq and is a predicted model, not a curated record. Gene Ontology annotation, biological process: cell surface receptor signaling pathway; immune response; negative regulation of T cell proliferation.
CCAGGUCAGCUGAUGGAUGCACCAAGUUUUUCAGCAGGAAAACUGCGUCUUCACUCCUCAUCGUUCCUGCACGUGUGGAGAACUUCAUGGAUCCUGGGACCAGCUGACAGACAACAACACAUCUAUAGCAGGAACAUAUCAACAGGGAGAAGAUGAUCUGGAUCCUUUUGCUUGUCGGCCUGACCUCCUCUAUCUGUGGGGCGUUUGUUGUGAAAAGGACUUCGACCUUCUAUCAGACAGAGGAGGGCGACAACAUCACCAUCAGCUGGGACAGUCCCACCAAAGCUGACAUGUCUCUCACCAACCUGCUUUGUUUUCUCCAGUCAAAGCCUGUGAAGCGUUUGUAUCAAAUGGUUAAUGGUGUCGAGGUCCCAGAGUCUCAGCAUCAGCAGUUUGCAGGACGGGUACAGUGUGACAAAGACGCCCUCAGAGACGGACGACUCAGACUUUCUCUGUCCAGAGUCACGACUGACGACUCUGGAGCUUACUGGUGUGAUCUGGCUGCUGAUUAUGACCAGGACCUGAGAAGAUGGGUGCUGCAGACCUCUGAACAGUUUGUCUUGAACGUGACCUCUCGUGGAGAGAACAGUGACGUGUUCCUCACCACACCUGAAGCUGCAAAACACAAACCAGAGGGGCCGGAGAAGGGAGUCAGUUCAUAUGAGUUAAAAGUUAAAACAUUUUUUGGAGCUGUACAGGUCGCAAUCUUUCUACUUGGUUCGGCUAUCAUCGCUGUUUUGUCCGUGUUAAAAUGUGUCUCACAGGUCAAGAACAGGAAAUACAUUCCCUCAUUCAGCUCAUGAGAAAGAUCAAAACCGAGUUACAUGGCAUAACAUUCUGGUUCCAAACUGUCUGAAGAACCCCAACAAUGUUGGUAAUGUUGGUGUUGUUGGAACAAUCUCAGACUGCAUCAGCAAUAAUUAAACAGCAGCAUCACCAUAAAAAAAACUAAAAGAAACCCUACGAUCUCACUCAUCUGUGUGCUCCUCUUUUAGCCAGGUUACUAAUCACACAGACUUGACUGCUGAUCAUUAUUCUCAGUUUACUGUAGUGGUGUGUAUUUGUACGUAUUUUAUUGUCAUACAGUAACGGUACAUUUCUAUGUGAGUGUGUUGCCCCUUGAAACUUGAGUCAGACCGUCCGUCACAGUGAGCAUCAUGUCUCAUCAUGUGUUAGACUGCAGGCGAUUGAUCUGAAACAUUUCCACUGCAUCACAACUCAGCAGUAACUAAACUGAAACAUCAGUGAGAGACAAAAGAGGAGCUACAGCUGGGGCUCUUUAGAAAUACAGACUCUGGAUCAGAUUAUUGCUGUGAAGAGAGAGCUGAGUGGAGCAUUAAGCAUAAACUAUUUACCCAGCAUGCACCUUGAUCCAGGCCUGACCACAAGUCAGUCUGACAGAGACUUAAACCUGACUUCACCAGCAAAGAGGUCUUCUGAGAACAGUUCAGGCUCUAAACUGCAUCCACAGCAGCGUUUACCAACAGGAACUAACGUGAACAAAGACUCACAGAGUGUGCAGCAUGUUUAAGUCUCUGCGUGUUGAUUUCACCGCAAACUGAAAUAAAAUGAAACCAGCAGCAGCCUGGAGGAGAAGACAAACAUCCAACAUGUGACGUUAGGACUUUGAGUCAUGCUGUUUUAAUCUGACGUUUAUGUGCUGUCAGAAAAGAUGUUUUACAAUAAUUAAUAAUGGUUACAUUUUAGAUACAUCCUAAGCAUCAUUCAAGUAGAAAUUUGCUUUUUGUGUGUAUUUUUUUUAUUAUUUCUCCUUUUAUACAAAAGUAUUUUAUCCUUCUGCAAAGCAUUUUUGACUCUUUGAAGUGGCUCAACAAUAACUAAACUGAAACAUCAAUAAUAGACAUUAGAUGGAAACAAUGAAUCCAGCAAUUGUACUUCUUUAAGUAUUUAUCUGAUUUUUGUUAGUAUUAUUCUCUUUUGUCUGUCAGCAAACAGAAAGUUUUAUUCUUCUGCAAAGCACUUCUAUAUCUGUGAAGCACUUACUAAACCGGUUUGUAAACAUAAAGUUUGACUAUUGUUUUCCA